AUGUUACCAAAAAUUCGUUUGAUUUCAUUAAAUAUGAACUAUUGUACUGGCAACACGGAUUGGAUUUUCAUUAAUUCAACAGAUCCUCUAGGUCAAUUACAAUUGGCAAGUUUUAUAUAUCUUUUUUUCCUCAUAUUAGUAGCAUUUUCUAGAAAUAAAAUCUUGAUUUAUGUUCGUCUUACAAUUGAUCCAAUGGCUUCAAUAUGUGAAGAACAUCAAGAAAAAGUUUAUACUAUUGGACAUUAUUCAUCACGAAUGUGUAUGGUAUCAUUUAGUUGGGCUUAUUAUAGCAUUGUCAAUCGUUAUCAAAACACGAUAACUGGCCAGUUUUUUGCUCAUACCCAUUUUGAUGAACUUACCCUUUCUUAUAAUGAAACAGAUUCUAAACAAUCGAAUAAUGGUUUGAUAACAUCAAUCGAAUUAAAUGUUCCUGAGUCCAUUAUUUUCAAUGAAGAGGUGAUCGAUGAAUUUAUUACAAAAGAAAUUCAACAAGGUUUUCCUGGUGCUGCUCUUAUUAUAAGUCGAUACGGUAAGAUAUUAAAGCAAACUGUCUAUGGUUACAAAUUAAAAUAUGAUGAAAAUGCGAAAAUAAUACAACAACCACAACUAUUAAUAUUAGACACCAUGUUUGAUUUGGCAUCAUUAACUAAAAUGUAUGCAACAAACUAUGCGCUUAUGCACCUGGUUGAGCAAGGAAUGUUGAAUAUUGAUGAUCCAGUUAAAAAACAUAUACCUCAAUAUUGUGGAUGUAAUCCUGACAAGGAAUGUCGUGAGGCAAGAUUAAUAAAAGAUUUAUUGACACAUACAGCUGGAUAUGCUCCAAGUGUUAAGUUUUAUGAUCCAGAGAAAGUUUCAUCGGAUUUAUUCUCACAAGAUAAACAUGAAACUGAAGAUAUUAUCGAAACCAAACUAGGAUUUCAACGAUCGAGAAGUGGUGAUCAAUUACCCGUUUAUUCUGAUAUUGAUUACAUGCUUUUGGGACUAGUUGUUGAGCAUAUCAGUGGCAUGUCAAUUGACCAAUAUGUAAAAAUUAACAUUUAUCAGCCAUUAUGCCUCACACAUACAUUAUUUAAUCCUCUCAAUAAUACAAACUAUCAAAGAUCAAAUUUUGCUGCUACUGAAUUAAAUGGAAAUACACGUAAUCAUACAAUAAACUUUCCUAAUGUACGUACUCAUGUGUUACAAGGUGAAGUCCAUGAUGAAAAAUCAUUUUAUUCAAUGAAUGGUUUAUCAGGGCAUGCUGGUUUAUUUUCAAAUUUAAAUGACAUGUCGAUUCUAACUCAAAUUAUGUUGAAUAAUGGUACAUAUGGAAAUGUUAAAUUUUGGAGCAAAAAUGUGCAAGACCUAUUUCUAAAGCCAUAUGCAUAUGAUCCAACAUACGGAUUAGGAUGGCGUCUAAAUCGUAACAAGUCUUUAUCAUGGUUCGGUCUCUAUGCAUCCAAUGAGGCGUAUGGUCAUACAGGGUGGACAGGAACAUGCACUGUUAUUGAUCCACAGUACUCAAUGGCCAUUACUUUAUUAACUAAUAAACGACAUACACCAUACAUCAAUGGAACUUUCGACGGUGAAAAAUACGAGACAGGAAAAUAUGGUAAAAUAAUGACACUAAUCUAUGAAUCAAUGUUGUUGCACAAAGUUCCGUCGAGGAAACUUCGAGCAUCUGCUAUGAGCGAUUGA
Rotaria sp. Silwood1 is the source of this 1677-nucleotide messenger RNA. The record is from the annotation of a GenBank genome assembly. Lineage: Eukaryota; Metazoa; Rotifera; Eurotatoria; Philodinida; Philodinidae.